Molecule: messenger RNA, 1856 nt
Organism: Talaromyces stipitatus ATCC 10500
Lineage: Eukaryota; Fungi; Ascomycota; Eurotiomycetes; Eurotiales; Trichocomaceae
Product: phenylalanyl-tRNA synthetase, beta subunit
Exons: 9
Coding region: 1-1791 (596 amino acids)
Biological process (GO): phenylalanyl-tRNA aminoacylation
Cellular component (GO): phenylalanine-tRNA ligase complex; cytoplasm
Molecular function (GO): RNA binding; phenylalanine-tRNA ligase activity; ATP binding
Source: RefSeq, a predicted model, not a curated record
AUGCCUACCGUUUCGGUGGAUAAAGCUGCUCUCUUCAAAGAGCUUGGGCGGGAUUACACUACAGAAGAGUUCGACGAGCUAUGUUUCGAGUUUGGAAUUGAGCUCGACGAAGAUACCACCAACCAAGAACGACCCGACAAUGAACCCCCGCAACUCAAGAUUGACAUACCCGCCAACAGAUAUGAUCUGCUUUGCUUCGAGGGUAUUGCAUUGAUGCUCAACGUUUUCUUGGGUCGUAAGCCAUUCCCCAACUAUCGAUUAGUGCAACCUGCAAGCGGACAACUGGAGAAAAUUAUUGUCAAGGAAGAUACAACCAAAAUAAGACCUUACGUAUCGGGUGCCAUUUUGCGGAAUGUGACUUUCGACGAAGCUAGAUACCAAUCUUUCAUUGGUUUGCAAGACAAGUUACAUCAAAAUAUUGCUCGUCAACGGACGCUCGUCUCUAUCGGUACUCACGAUCUAGACACCAUCAAAGGCCCGUUCACGUACGAAGCUCUCCCACCGAAGGAUAUCCGUUUCACUCCCUUGAACCAGACAAAGGAAAUGAAUGGCGAGGAACUCAUGGCUUUCUACGAUAAAGAUAGACAUCUGGGCCGAUACCUCCACAUUAUCCGGGAUUCGCCUGUGUAUCCCGUGAUUUAUGAUUCGAAUCGCGUUGUCUGCUCUCUACCCCCUAUUAUCAACGGAGAUCAUUCCAAGAUCACAUUGGACACAAAGAAUGUCUUCAUUGAGAUUACUGCCCUGGAUAAGACGAAAUUGGAGAUUGUCAACAAGAUUAUGGUCACCAUGUUCUCUCUGUACACUUCCGAACCUUUCACGAUCGAGCCCGUUGAAAUUAUCUCGGAGCACAAUGGUGAAACCAGAGUGACGCCUGAUAUCUCAGCGCGCACUACACAAGCCGAGCUUUCGUACAUCAAUCAAUGCUGUGACCUGAACCUAUCCGCUGAAGAGGUAUCUAAACUAUUGACGAAAAUGGCGUACAAAGCGCGUCCUUCGAAGACAUCCAGCAAUCUCAUUGACGUCGAUAUCCCUCCAACCAGGGCGGAUAUUCUACAUCAAGUGGACAUCAUGGAAGAUGUUGCUAUUGCAUAUGGAUUUAAUGAGCUGCCACGCAGCUUCCCCAGCAAGUCAGGCACUAUUGCUCAGCCUCUACCAGUCAACAAACUUACGGAUAUCAUUCGUUUGGAGGCGGCAAUGGCUGGCUGGUCUGAAGUGCUGCCGUUGAUCCUAUGCUCACACGACGAGAACUUUGCAUGGCUGAAUCGCAAGGACAAUGGCAACACCGCAGUUAAGCUUGCUAACCCUAAGACACUUGAAUUUCAGGUUGUCCGAACCAGCUUGCUUCCAGGUCUAUUGAAGACCCUCAAGGAGAAUAGGUAUCAUACCGUUCCCAUGAAGAUUUUCGAGGUCAGCGAUGUGGCUUUCAAAGACUUGUCUCUUGAGCGUAAAAGCCGAAAUGAGAGACAUUUCGCUGCAGCCUGGUACGGCAAGACCAGCGGCUUCGAAGUUGUACAUGGCUUAUUGGAUCGUGUGAUGGCUAUGCUGAAGAGUGCAUUCAUUACUGGCGAGGAAGGGUUAGAGAACACAGCUGUGAGUGAGUCUCGCUACUGGAUCGAAGAACUAGAUGAUCCCACUUAUUUCCCUGGCCACGCCGCCUCAGUCCACGUCAACAUUGGCGGAAAGGAACAGGUCAUUGGUUCUUUCGGUAUUCUUCAUCCCACCGUCUUGGAAAAUUACGAGCUCAAACUACCUGUGAGCACCCUUGAGAUAAACAUUGAGGCUUUCUUGUAACGCAUGGAUGUUAUCGGGUAUAACUGAAAAGAAAAGGGAUUAAAAGCAGAAAUCUAGAUGAUGAA